Molecule: messenger RNA, 1292 nt
Organism: Sphaeramia orbicularis (orbiculate cardinalfish)
Lineage: Eukaryota; Metazoa; Chordata; Actinopteri; Kurtiformes; Apogonidae
Gene: eva1bb
Product: eva-1 homolog Bb (C. elegans)
Exons: 3
Coding region: 520-1026 (168 amino acids)
Source: RefSeq, a predicted model, not a curated record
AGGAGAGCUCACCUCCCUCUGGUCAGCAGAGUGGCAGGAAUCUGCACAGAGGCCACAACACAGGCAGACUUUCAGUAGAUUCAGAUCUAUCUUGAAAUGAUGUGGUCUUACAACAUGUUGGGGUUUUAAUUUGGGAGUCACAUGCCUGUGGUGGAUGCCCUUUGUUUCAGUUAUCUCACAGGAAAAAGGAAACACCAGUCUGCUCGGAGCGUCUCUGGCUGGUCCUGCCUCUGAGGAUGAGAGGGAGUGGAUCUUAGUGGAGGGAGGGCUGCUCCCUCUGCAGCUCCACAUCGAACCCAGCAUCAGCAUUAGCCCGUCUGUCACACGUACAGAAGGACCAACAACCACUGAUGGGAUCUUAUCUACUGACUCACUGACAGACCAUGUCAAACUGUAGGACUAAGAUCUGGGAAAAGUACCUGUCAAAUUACAGCUGUUCUCCAGGACCAAGGAAGUUCCUGAGUUAAAGGUGUGAAAAGCCCUGGAGAUGAUAGGAGCGUGAACCCACGGUGAACCAGGAUGGAGCCUGUUAAAAGAGACAUGGAGCUGCUGAGUAACAGCAUGGCAACCUACGCUCACAUUAAAGCCAAUCCAGAGAGCUUCGCCCUCUACUUCAUGAUGGGUGUCUGCUUCGGCCUGCUGAUGGCGCUCUGUCUGUUGGUGGCAGGAAUCGCCUGCAGGAGACGCAGCCACAAGAGGCCUCCUCCAUCCCCUGAGAGGAGACAGCUGAAGGAGUCCAGCGAGGAAGAGGAGGAUGAUGAGGACGAGGAUGAAGAGGAGAGCAUAGCAGAGGAAGACGGAGAAGAAUCUGAGAUCCCUAAAGUGACAGUAGGGCCCAUGAGUGAGCGCAGCAGUCAGUCCAACGGGACUCUGAGGAGCGUCAACGUGUUCGCCUCCGCAGAGGAGCUGGAGAAGGCUCGACGUCUGGAGGAGAGGGAGCGCAUCGUCAGGGAGAUCUGGAGGAACGGACAGCCGGACAUCCUGGUGACAGGGACGGGGACGAUAGGCCGAGUGCAUUACCACUAACAGACAGUGACUGCAGCCACAAACAAAGGAUGGACAACAAAAAAAAGACAGAAUACAGAAAACAGUAAAGGAAAGAACACAAAGAAACAGACUGUGAAGGAGAAAAAAACGCAGACUGUAAAGGACAAAAAACACAGACUGUGAAGGAGAAAAAACAGAAAAACAGACUGUAAAGGAGAAAAAAAUACAGACUGUAAAAGAAAAAACGCAGACUGUAAAGGAGAAAAAAUACAGACUGUAAAGGAGAAAAAACAGACUGUGAAGGA